AUGUGCCGCUUCAUGAUCUACAAGGGCCGCGAGACCAUGAUGCUCCUGGACCUUCUUACGCGGCCGGCGCACUCCAUCAUCAACCAGUCGUUCGACUCGCGGCUCCGGCUCGACAUGCGCAACCCCAUCAACGGCGACGGUUUUGGCGUCGGGUACUACCGCACGUCCAGCGAGCCGUGUGUGUUCAAAGCCAUCACGCCCGCGUGGAACAACGUCAACUUGAACUCGCUCUCCAACUGCACCGAGUCGGACUUGGUGUUUGCGCACGUGCGGGCGUCCACCCAAGGUGUCUUGUCCGAGACAAACUGCCAUCCGUUCUCGUACGGGCGGCUCAUGUUCAUGCACAACGGCGCCGUGCUGGCGUUUGCCCGCCUCAAACGGACGCUCCUCAACCACAUCGACGACCGCUUCCUUCUUUUCAUCCAGGGCUCCACCGACAGCGAGUGCUGCUGUGCGCUUUUCUUGGACACGCUCCACAAAAUGGGCUACGACCCACAAGACCCGGCCACGCAGUUUGGCCACGCGGUGUUGCGCACCGCCUUGCUCACCACCGUGCGGCUUUUGCGCGAGUGGCAGACGGAGCUCACGUCCGAGCCGUCGCUUCUCAACUUUGCCGUCACCGACGGCGAGCUGGUGGUGGUUUGCCGCUACAUCACGUCUCGCACCGACGAGGCGGCGUCGUUGCACUUCAGCACGGGGCUGCGCUUUUUCGAGUACGAGCCCGGCUUGUUCAAGAUGGAGCGCCUCAACCGCUCGCAGGACGUGGUUUUCGUGGCGUCCGAGCCGCUAACUUUUGAGCGGGGCGACUGGACUUGCGUGCCCACCAACACGGUGAUUUCCAUCACGAAAAACAACACGGUGCUCAUGCAUCCCAUCGAGGACGAGUUCUACGAUGCGCACGCCGAAAGACUGGAAGGCUUGGCCUUGAGCAAAGGUCUCAUGGGCGGCGUUCCAAAAAGCACGCGGACUCGGGCCGAGGGCGCUGUCGAACAGACCGUGUCCCACUUGCCUCCUUUGGAAAGAGAGGGCAGAGUGCCGGGGCUUGCGGCAUGA
This is a messenger RNA of Clavispora lusitaniae ATCC 42720, 1053 nucleotides long. RefSeq names its product glutamine amidotransferase subunit (gene DUG3). Lineage: Eukaryota; Fungi; Ascomycota; Pichiomycetes; Serinales; Metschnikowiaceae. Gene Ontology annotation, cellular component: cytoplasm; glutathione hydrolase complex. Gene Ontology annotation, molecular function: omega peptidase activity. The record is from RefSeq and is a predicted model, not a curated record. Gene Ontology annotation, biological process: glutathione catabolic process.